Molecule: messenger RNA, 2358 nt
Organism: Tarenaya hassleriana
Lineage: Eukaryota; Viridiplantae; Streptophyta; Magnoliopsida; Brassicales; Cleomaceae
Product: heat shock protein 90-2
Exons: 4
Coding region: 108-2207 (699 amino acids)
Biological process (GO): protein folding; cellular response to heat; protein stabilization
Cellular component (GO): plasma membrane; perinuclear region of cytoplasm; protein-containing complex
Molecular function (GO): ATP hydrolysis activity; ATP-dependent protein folding chaperone; ATP binding
Source: RefSeq, a predicted model, not a curated record
UCGCUAUUUAAACUCCCCUCCUUGCAUUUGGGGAAUCGCACUUGCUUCCUCUCCAUCGUUCUCUCUCCGUGAAAACAUUCGGUUGAUUGUUUCUUCGUGAUUCGGCAAUGGCGGAAGCUGAAACGUUUGCCUUCCAGGCGGAGAUCAACCAGUUGCUGAGUCUCAUCAUCAAUACCUUCUACAGCAACAAGGAGAUUUUCCUCCGUGAACUCAUCAGCAACUCUUCCGAUGCCUUGGACAAGAUCAGAUUCGAAAGCUUGACAGACAAAAGCAAGCUCGAUGGUCAGCCGGAGCUUUUCAUCCGCAUUGUUCCCGACAAGACCAACAACACACUGACCAUUAUCGACAGUGGUGUUGGCAUGACAAAAGCUGAUCUCGUGAACAAUCUCGGGACCAUUGCGAGAUCGGGUACUAAAGAGUUCAUGGAAGCUCUGGCUGCCGGUGCCGACGUGAGCAUGAUUGGACAAUUCGGUGUGGGUUUCUAUUCGGCUUACUUGGUUGCCGACAAGGUCGUUGUUACCACAAAGCACAACGACGACGAGCAGUACGUGUGGGAAUCCCAAGCUGGUGGAUCAUUCACUGUGACAAGAGAUACCUCGGGUGAGAACCUCGGAAGGGGUACAAAGAUGACUCUCUUCCUCAAAGAAGAUCAGCUUGAGUACCUCGAGGAGCGCCGUCUCAAGGAUUUGAUCAAGAAGCACUCCGAAUUCAUCAGCUACCCGAUCUCUCUGUGGGUUGAGAAGACCAUCGAGAAGGAAAUCUCUGACGACGAGGAUGAGGAAGAGAAGAAGGAUGAGGAGGGGAAAGUUGAGGAAGUUGACGAGGAGAAAGAGAAGGACGAGAAAAAGAAGAAGAAGAUCAAGGAGGUGUCGCAUGAGUGGUCAUUGGUGAACAAGCAGAAACCCAUCUGGAUGAGGAAACCCGAGGAGAUCACGAAGGAGGAAUACGCUGCCUUCUACAAGAGCCUCUCCAACGACUGGGAGGAGCACUUGGCCGUGAAGCAUUUCUCAGUCGAGGGUCAGCUUGAGUUCAAGGCCAUUUUGUUUGUUCCAAAGAGAGCGCCUUUCGAUCUCUUUGACACCAGGAAGAAGCUUAACAACAUCAAGCUCUAUGUCAGACGUGUCUUUAUCAUGGACAACUGUGAGGAUAUCAUCCCUGAGUACCUCAGCUUCGUCAAGGGUAUUGUUGACUCCGAGGAUUUACCUCUCAACAUCUCCCGAGAAAUGCUUCAGCAGAACAAGAUCCUGAAGGUCAUCCGCAAGAACCUUGUCAAGAAAUGCAUCGAGCUCUUCUUCGAAAUUGCCGAGAACAAGGAAGACUAUGACAAAUUCUAUGAGGCAUUCUCUAAGAACCUCAAGCUUGGAAUCCACGAGGAUUCCACCAACCGGGCCAAGAUCGCGGAACUCCUCCGGUACCACUCGACCAAGAGCGGGGAUGAACUGACCAGCCUUAAAGAUUACGUAACCCGGAUGAAGGAAGGCCAGAACGACAUCUACUACAUCACCGGCGAGAGCAAGAAGGCGGUCGAGAACUCCCCCUUCCUCGAGAAACUCAAGAAGAAAGGAUACGAAGUCCUUUACAUGGUGGACGCCAUUGAUGAAUACGCAAUCGGUCAGCUCAAGGAGUUUGAGGGCAAGAAGCUGGUCUCAGCCACAAAGGAGGGUCUCAAGCUAGACGAGACAGAGGACGAGAAGCAGAAGAAAGAGGCACUGAAGGAGAAAUUCGAAGGUCUGUGCAAGGUGAUAAAGGAUGUUCUCGGGGACAAGGUUGAGAAGGUGAUUGUGUCCGACCGUGUUGUGGACUCGCCUUGUUGCCUGGUGACUGGAGAGUAUGGAUGGACGGCCAACAUGGAGAGGAUAAUGAAGGCUCAAGCUCUGAGAGACAGCAGCAUGGCGGGUUACAUGUCGAGCAAGAAGACGAUGGAGAUCAAUCCCGAGAACCCCAUCAUGGACGAGCUCAGGAAGAGAGCGGAUGCCGACAAGAACGACAAGUCGGUGAAAGAUCUCGUCCUGCUCCUGUUCGAGACCGCCCUCCUGACAUCUGGGUUCAGUCUGGACGACCCGAACACGUUUGGGAACAGGAUACAUAGGAUGCUGAAGCUGGGGCUGAGCAUUGACGAGGAUGUUGCCGGGGAAGCUGACUCUGAUAUGCCUCCGCUUGAGGACGACGUGGAUGCUGAGGGCAGCAAGAUGGAGGAAGUCGACUAAACUCUCUUACAGUUAUUUAGACUGUCUUUUUUGUUAUUUAAAAGAAACUUGUUGGUGGAUUUGGUCGGACGAUGGGGUUGCGGAGCGAUUCGGCAUCGUUAUUAAUCAUUGUGUUGCAUCUUAUGAUUUGAGAACCUCUAGUUUUUGUUGC